UGUGGUUCCGAGAUCAGGGUGACAGCUACAGUACGGAAGAAUGAGAACAGGAAGAGGCGUUUGGUGUUGAAUUGAAAACAGAAAUGGCGGGGAUGUUGUUGUUAUUAGCACUUUGAACCAUGGAACCAUGCCGUGAACAUGUAACGGGGCCUGCUGCUUGUGAUGGGAAGUUGGACAGGGGAUGGUCUAACAGCAAUAUAAGUGUCGCCUAGCAACAGUUAGCAAGUAUGGUAUUUAGGCGGCUAAUGCUAACCACAGCUAGAUGCUUUAGCAACGUAGGGGGUUCCUCCUGUUAGCUGCAAUAUUGCAUCACCGAGAAAGGAAUACAAAACUACCUGUGACCUGUGAUCUCACCUGUUGCACUGGUAGUUGUCGGAUAUCCAGCAAAUUUUAGACAAUGUCAGUCAACGGGAAAGUCAUCCCGCACACCCCGCUGGCCGUGGACUUCUGGCAGGUGCGGAAGUGUCCAGGCACACGGCUGUUUUUCCUGUCCCACAUGCACAGUGACCACACGGUGGGUCUGACUUCUACCUGGAACAACCGGCCCAUCUACUGUUCACUGACCACCGCCACUCUGCUCAGACUCAAGCUGCAGGUGAAGGAACAGUGGAUCCAUCCAUUAGAGCUGGAUGAGCCAUACAUGUUGCCAAUGGAUGACAUUGGCAAGGAGAAGCUGACAGUCACACUGAUAGAAGCCAACCACUGUCCAGGUUCUGUCAUGUUUCUCUUCGAAGGCUACUUUGGCUCAAUACUGUACACUGGUGACUUCAGAUACACUCCCUCCAUGUUGCGUGAGCCAUGCUUGAGGACCAGCACCACUAUCGAUGUCCUGUACCUGGACAACACCAAUUGUGACCCCAACCGCACCCUUCCCUCCAGACAGCGAGCCACUCAAGAAAUCAAAGAGAUAAUCCGCAGACACCCCAACCACAAUGUUGUCAUAGGCCUGUAUGCACUGGGCAAGGAGUCCUUGCUGUUGGAGCUGGCAAUGGAGUUUAAAACCUGGGUUGAGGUGAGCUUUGAGAGAAUGGAGACCCUCAAAGCCCUUGAACUGCCUGACGUCUUCACAACAGAACCAGGAGCGGGUCGUAUCCGGGUUGUGGAACAGUCACAGAUCUGCUCUGCCAAUGUACACCAGUGGGACAAAGAACAACCCACUUUGGCCAUCUUGCCCACCAGUAGGCCCCUGGUGUCCUUUCACCCAAAUGUCCAUGUGGUGCCCUACUCUGACCACUCCUCUUACCAAGAGCUAGAGGACUUUGUUUCUGCACUUAAACCCACCUCCCUUGUACCCAUUGUAGGAAACCAUGUACCUGGUAGCUUCUCUGCGUUACUGCCCCGCAGAAAGCGCCACGAAAUCCUGGUGCCUGAGUCUGUUGAACACUACAUGUUGAGUCAGCCUGAGAGCCAUCUCAGCUCCUCUGCAUACACCAGCCUCCGCCGCAGACAUUUCCAGCCUCUUUUACCGAAAGGGGUGGUGUUUGAUUCUCCUGUAUGUGGAGCUCGGAAGUCAGGUGAAAAAGCCUGGGACACAGAGUGCCUGGAGCCAGAUGCUUCUGAGGAACAGAUAGACACAGACGUUAGUGAAAAUUCUUCUGACUGCAUUGUUGUUGAUGUGAGCAAGUACCACACCCCUAACAAAAACAGAGGAGGGACUGGAGACAUGUGGAGCCUCAACAUCAUCAAGACCACAAAAACGCCAAUUGAGACUAAUGACAAAAUAAUGAAUGAGACUGUAUCAAAUGACAUUCACAGUAGUCCACAUACGAGACAUAGAAAUGUUCAGAACAACAACACACUUUCAGCCGAUGGUAGCAUGAGUCUGCACGGUGGACAUAGAAUUGAUCAGGACUGUGACAGUAUGUCAGAUGACCAAAUGAACAACAGCGUGGCAACAUUUCAGAGCCACCUGGGUAAAGAUUCCUGCUCAUCGUCUAGCUCCUCUGCUGUGCUGAAACAGAGCUAUACAGAAGAGAUUGAAAACAGUCUAUUAAAGAAUCUCCCUUUCACAGAGGGAGACUUUAAGACAUGUGGCCUCUUGCAGCAGAGCUUUGUGGAAAAGUUUUCUCUCCUUCCCUUAUGUCAUGUUAGUGAUGAUGACCUUUCAGACCAAUGAUGUCACAUGACAUGUUCGUUUUAGCCUUGAUGUUGAGAUUGUUGGUCUUUUGUGUGUGUGUAUCGAGCCAACAUAAUAUAAAUCAUUGGUACCUUUUUUUUUAAUGAUGUAACUCCCUUGUGGUGACUCUUAUUUUGAAACUCAUGUUGUGCAACUAGGAUCAUUAUUUUUCUUUUUUGCCUUGAAAAUCAACCGUAUUGAAACAUUGGUUGCUAACAAAAACAAAAGAGGAACCAGAGACCUACAGAAGGAGUGCCACUUAGAUGCACUUUGUUCCAGUGGAGAUCCAGACAAACACAAAGGCCUCAAGAAAGCCUUCUGAAGCUAAUGCCAAAAUAAUGAUGAAGACUGCUUUAAAUGAAUGUUAGAACAUUCAUCAACAUGGAAAUGUUCAGAUCAACCAGAGAUUGUGGUUAUAUCAUGCAUCUGUACAUUGGACAUGGAAUUUGUUCAGGACUGUGACACCAUCUCAGUUAACCCAGUGAACAGCAUGACAACAUAACAGGUAAGCCUUGGUAAAUCCAACUUUCUUUUUUCCUUUGUUUGCUUUCUUUAUUAUGUAAUGUCCUUUUGGUGCUUCCAUUUUGUAUGGGUUGCCUUGAGUUCUGUGGUUAAAGUCUCAUUAGAAAACCCUAUCCCUCAUGUUGUAUUUGAAUAAAAAAUAAUAGGUGGAUAGCGCACAGCUCUCUGUAAGGGAUGUUUGUAAAGUUGAAUUUUCACAAGAUGUAGAAGUAAGCCAAUAACAUGUUUUGUCUUGAGACGCUGCUCACUUUUUUGUUCUUGAAUCUUGAAUCUACUAACACAGAGCAGAACCAGCUGUCUCUUAUUUUAGCCAACACAGAAUGGUAGUUUGAAGGUCUGCAUGCUUUCUGGUGCCCUGAGUAACGACCACAAAACUUCAUCCACAAUCCACAAAUAAAGAAAUGUCAACACAG
Molecule: messenger RNA, 3051 nt
Organism: Eleginops maclovinus (Patagonian blennie)
Lineage: Eukaryota; Metazoa; Chordata; Actinopteri; Perciformes; Eleginopidae
Gene: dclre1b
Product: DNA cross-link repair 1B
Exons: 4
Coding region: 398-2116 (572 amino acids)
Biological process (GO): telomere maintenance; double-strand break repair via nonhomologous end joining; interstrand cross-link repair
Molecular function (GO): damaged DNA binding; 5'-3' DNA exonuclease activity
Source: RefSeq, a predicted model, not a curated record